GCGUUGCGCACCGGGGUUUCUACCAAGUUACUGAGGGUCUCCAAACACUGCGAGUUUACCAACAUGGAAGGAACAAACAACACGACAGCCUCCUGGUCUCAGUUUGAUAGCCUUUCCAACAAAACCUCAAAAGCUGAAGAUGAGGAGGUGAAGCUGAGUUAUCAAAUAGUCACAUCCUUCCUCCUUGCCACACUCAUCCUGUGUGCCAUAUUUGGGAACGCGUGUGUUGUUGCGGCUAUUGCUUUGGAGAGGUCUCUCCAGAAUGUGGCCAACUACCUAAUCGGCUCUCUAGCUGUCACCGAUCUGAUGGUGUCGGUGUUGGUGCUGCCCAUGGCAGCGCUUUACCAAGUCUUAAACCGCUGGACCCUCGGACAGGUUCCCUGCGACAUCUUCAUCUCUCUCGACGUGUUGUGCUGUACAUCAUCAAUAUUGCACCUGUGCGCCAUCGCUCUGGACAGAUACUGGGCAAUAACCGAGCCAAUAGACUACAUGAAGAAAAGGACCCCGAGAAGAGCUGCGGUUCUCAUCAGUGUCACUUGGCUUGUCGGCUUCUCCAUCUCAGUUCCGCCCAUGCUGAUCAUGCGCUCCCAGCCCAGCAGUAUGGCAGAGGACAGGGCAAACCCCAAGCAAUGCAAGAUAAGGCAAGACCCCUGGUACACAAUUUACUCCACAUUCGGGGCUUUUUACAUCCCGCUGAUUUUGAUGUUGGUUUUGUACGGACGGAUAUUCAAAGCUGCCAGGUUUCGGAUCAGGAGAACCGUGCGUAAAACGGAGAAAAAGAAAGUGUCCGACUCUUGUCUGGCACUGUCACCAGCCCUGUUUCACAAAAAGACCAGUGGAGACGUGGGUAAAAGUUGGAAAAGGAGUGUGGAGCCCAAGCCGCUGCCGAGCGUAAAUGGGGCGAUUAAACACGCAGAGGACGGCGAGUCUCUGGAAAUUAUCGAAGUUCACAGUAACUCGAAAAACAACCUGCCGCUGCCUAACACGCCAAACACCGUGCCCCUCUUCGAGAGCAGACACGAGAAGGCAACCGAGGCGAAGAGGAAGAUAGCCCUGGCACGGGAGCGCAAAACGGUAAAGACACUGGGCAUCAUUAUGGGCACCUUCAUAUUCUGCUGGCUGCCUUUCUUUAUCGUCGCUCUGGUCAUGCCCUUUUGCCAGGAGUCCUGCUACAUGCCUCGCUGGCUGGAGGAUGUCAUAAACUGGCUGGGCUACUCCAACUCCUUACUCAAUCCCAUCAUUUACGCAUACUUCAACAAAGACUUCCAAAGCGCUUUCAAAAAAAUAAUCAAGUGUCAUUUCUGCAGACCGUGAGCCCACAAACGAUCUAACCUUUGCGGUGUGGUGAGGAAUUCCAUCUUAGACUCUCAUCUUUGCCCAGUUCCCUCCAAGGGGAUUAUUGAAUCUUAAUCUAAUGAUAUGCAUUUCAAGGUGAAGAAAGGCAUAAAUGCCAGGACAGUCCUAAAUCAGUGUAAAAGUGGCAAAAAUAGAUUGUUCUGAAUUAAGAAUGAUGUUUAAUUGUAAGGAGGGCUAUCAUAAUUAUUAUUGCUGAUCAUCACCAUCUUUAUCGGUGUUAAAAUAUUCCCUGAAAUGUCUGUAUGCAUAGAUGAAGCUAUGACCCUUGGAUUGAAGAUCCA
Molecule: messenger RNA, 1637 nt
Organism: Myripristis murdjan (pinecone soldierfish)
Lineage: Eukaryota; Metazoa; Chordata; Actinopteri; Holocentriformes; Holocentridae
Gene: htr1ab
Product: 5-hydroxytryptamine (serotonin) receptor 1A b
Exons: 1
Coding region: 64-1314 (416 amino acids)
Biological process (GO): regulation of hormone secretion; adenylate cyclase-activating adrenergic receptor signaling pathway; positive regulation of MAPK cascade
Cellular component (GO): plasma membrane
Molecular function (GO): G protein-coupled serotonin receptor activity
Source: RefSeq, a predicted model, not a curated record